AUGAUUAACUCUCCUAUGAUUAACUCUCCUAUGAUUAAGUCUCCUAUGAUUAACUCUCCUAUGAUGAAGUCUCCUAUGAUGAAGUCUCCUAUGAUUAAGUCUCCUGUGAUUGACUCUCCUAUGAUGAAGUCUCCUAUGAUUAAGUCUCCUGUGAUUAAGUCUCCUAUGAUGAAGUCUCCUGUGAUUAAGUCUCCUGUGAUGAAGUCUCCGGUGAUGAAGUCUCCGGUGAUGAAGUCUCCGGUGAUGAAGUCUCCUGUGAUGAAGUUUCCUUCUCCUGUGAUGAAGUCUCCUGUGAUGAAGUCUCCUAUGAUUAAGUCUCCUGUGAUGAAGUCUCCUAUGAUGAAGUCUCCUGUGAUGAAGUCUCCUGUGAUUAAGUCUCCUAUGAUUAAGUCUCCUGUGAUGAAGUCUCCUGUGAUUAAGUCUCCUUCUCCUGUGAAGUCUCCUAUGAUUAAGUCUCCUGUGAUUAAGUCUCCUAUGAUUAAGUCUCCUGUGAUUAAGUCUCCUAUGAUUAAGUCUCCUUCUCCUGUGAUGAAGUCUCCUGUGAUUAAGUCUCCUAUGAUUAAGUCUCCUGUGAUUAAGUCUCCUGUGAUUAAGUCUCCUAUGAUUAAGUCUCCUGUGAUUAAGUCUCCUAUGAUUAAGUCUCCUGUGAUUAAGUCUCCUGUGAUUAAGUCUCCUAUGAUGAAGUCUCCUGUGAUUAAGUCUCCUAUGAUGAAGUCUCCUAUGAUGAAGUCUCCUAUGAUUAAGUCUCCUGUGAUUAAGUCUCCUAUGAUGAAGUCUCCUGUGAUUAAGUCUCCUAUGAUGAAGUCUCCUGUGAUUAAGUCUCCUGUGAUUAAGUCUCCUGUGAUUAAGUCUCCUAUGAUUAAGUCUCCUGUGAUUAAGUCUCCUGUGAUUAAGUCUCCUAUGAUGAAGUCUCCUUCUCCUGUGAUUAAGUCUCCUAUGAUUAUGUCUCCUAUGAUUAAGUCUCCUGUGAUUAAGUCUCCUGUGAUUAAGUCUCCUGUGAUGAAGUCUCCUAUGAUUAAGUCUCCUGUGAUGAAGUCUCCUAUGAUGAAGUCUCCUAUGAUGAAGUCUCCUAUGAUUAAGUCUCCUUCUCCUGUGAUUAAGUCUCCUAUGAUUAAGUCUCCUGUGAUGAAGUCUCCUGUGAUUAAGUCUCCUAUGAUGAAGUCUCCUGUGAUGAAGUCUCCUGUGAUGAAGUCUCCUAUGAUGAAGUCUCCUAUGAUUAAGUCUCCUUCUCCUAUGAUUAAGUCUCCUAUGAUGAAGUCUCCUGUGAUUAAGUCUCCUAUGAUGAAGUCUCCUAUGAUUAAGUCUCCUGUGAUUAAGUCUCCUAUGAUGAAGUCUCCUAUGAUUAAGUCUCCUUCUCCUGUGAUUAAGUCUCCUAUGAUUAAGUCUCCUGUGAUGAAGUCUCCUAUGAUUAAGUCUCCUAUGAAGUCUCCUGUGAUUAAGUCUCCUAUGAUGAAGUCUCCUAUGAUGAAGUCUCCUGUGAUUAAGUCUCCUAUGAUGAAGUCUCCUAUGAUUAAGUCUCCUGUGAUUAAGUCUCCUGAUGAUCUCCUAUGA
Molecule: messenger RNA, 1551 nt
Organism: Oncorhynchus masou masou (cherry salmon)
Lineage: Eukaryota; Metazoa; Chordata; Actinopteri; Salmoniformes; Salmonidae
Exons: 8
Coding region: 1-1551 (516 amino acids)
Source: RefSeq, a predicted model, not a curated record